AUGGUGGCAAAAGCCAAAGAGGAACUGGAACAGGAGAUCCUUGAUAAAGAGGAUGAGAAACACAAGUAUCUGGUAGAGAGAGCUCCUCCUCUGAACACCAGUGGUCUGAGCCAGGGACAGCUACAGGAUCUCUGCAGAGAGCUCCAUUCCAAAAUAGAUGUGGUGGACGAGGAGCGAUAUGACAAUGAGGCCAAAGUCAUGCUCAACAAACGUGAGAUUAAAGAUCUGAAUCUCAAGGUGUUGGACCUAAGGGGGAAAUUCAAGAGGCCUAGUCUGCGGCGUGUUCGUGUGUCUGCUGACGCCAUCCUCCGCUCGCUGCUGGGCUCCAAGCACAAAGUGUCCAUGGACCUCCGAGCCAACCUCAAGUCUGUCAAGAAAGAAGACACUGAGAAGAAGAGGCCGGUAGAAGACAGUGACUGGAGGAAGAACGUGGAGGCCAUGUCAGGGAUGGAGGGGAGGAAGAAGAUGUUCGAUGCUGCUAAAGGCCCCGCCCAGUGAACGUGAAAAGGUGGGCUGGUCUCACAUGAGAACCAGCCCUGCUCCUGCAUCUGAUGAAUUGGUUUGGUUACAGUUUCUUGCAUCGUCUGUCUCAUGCAGCCAUCAUUGGGUAUAUGCUCCUGAUUGGAUGUCCCCGGACUCCCACAACUAUUUUCUUCUCUACCGUUUGCUGUUCAUUGAUGAGGUGUUGAAAUGAUUGUAUCCAUGUACAGUGCCAUGUACAAUAAUUAAAGUGUUCUCACAACUGACACUGCACCAGAAAUCCCAGGUAGUUUGGCUUCCUAUGUACAGAAAUGCCAAAAUGUGCAUCUGGUAUCUCUGCUGGAAGAAUGUGGAUGUAUCGUGACUCACUCAG
This is a messenger RNA of Pleuronectes platessa (European plaice), 853 nucleotides long. RefSeq names its product troponin I type 1a (skeletal, slow) (gene tnni1a). Gene Ontology annotation, cellular component: troponin complex. The record is from RefSeq and is a predicted model, not a curated record. The transcript has 4 exons. The coding region runs from base 1 to 498 and encodes 165 amino acids. Gene Ontology annotation, biological process: muscle contraction. Lineage: Eukaryota; Metazoa; Chordata; Actinopteri; Pleuronectiformes; Pleuronectidae.